UACGAGGAAGUAUAAAAUCACUCCUUUCGCCGUCAGCUUUUUAAAGCGAAAGUCCGAGGAGACACGGGUGUUUUCAUUUUCAGUAAACGUGAGUAUGAUUUCAGAAUCUCUCUGCUUUGCUGAUUGCCACUUUGCCUGAGUCAGAGGCCACAUUUUGUACAAUGUUACAUUCUUGUUUUUAAAAUUAGUGUCCCUCUUGUCAUUUCUCCUAUAAUUGUGCUCUCAAUAACUCGAAACCCAUCGCUAGAGCAUCCACAAAGAUAAGUUGGCUGAAAGAAUAAUGCUUUGAAACUACAAAGUACCUAUCAAUUUGAGCGGCAUUUCACCCUGAUAUUCUUAGGCUACUUUUGCAUUGUCUUGUUUUUUCAUGAAUUCCCUUUAAAUCAGGUAUGUGUUAGUUAUUUUUCUUUUUUUAGCCAAUAGCCGUUUCGUUUUCCAAUUCAUCGUCACAAUUCGGAUCAUGGAAAACAGGCCUUUGUUUUAAGCCCUAACCACUGCUUUAUUAGUUUAUUAUCUACAUUUCUAGAUGUUCCUUGCCAUCCCCGAUAAUACUUAAGUCGAGAGUCUAAGAACUCGAACCUUAGUAUAUUUUCUGAUACACGCUUUGAUGCUUCCAGCUAUCAGAGUCAACUGUAAAUUUAUUUUUGUUACAUCUUAAAUGGGAAGACUUUGAUGAGCCUAAUAGAGCCUCUUUAAGUCGUGAGAGCAAAUAGAAAAGCGAGAGCGAGAAAAAAGCGACAAGUAGAACGAGGACUAGAAAGCUCAAACAUUUUUGAUCAUCCAAGAUCUUAAACCAAUUUUUAACGUUGAAACUGAAUCUGUCUGCGCCAAUUACAAAUUCUUUGCAUAAUCACCAAAGAAUAAUUAAAAAUAGUCUACAGGUUAUAUAUUGUUUUCUCUUAUCAUAUUGAAACCACCAACAAACUUUGACUUUGGCAAAUUAAUACGCCUAUUAUGGAAGUAAGCGUCACAAUCUCGGGUAGCAAUUACUUUUAAUAUGUCUACUGAAGUUUUUUUGUGUAACGUAUAACUAAAUAGUUAUGUUAACGCAAAAACUGAAUACGAAACUUAAAGUGGAGACCGCGGACAGGUGCUGUAUCCUGUUCAUCUGAUUUGAUAUGCACGCCGGAGUUAGAGCUCAUGCAGUUUAGCUUAAUCAAUAACCAGAAACGUGUCUGACAACCUCCAAUUUAAUUUAACCUUUGUAACACGUGGUUAAUCUCCCUGCCAGGUGUCGCAUCCAUACGCUGCAUUUUAAUUUUUAAUAUUUUGUUUUAUUUUAUUAUUUAUCUUUUCUUUUUUUAAGAACCUAAAAUGUCCCAGUUCUUAAACAGUACCUACUUUGUGUGUGUUCAUCUUUAAAAAACUUCCAAAAGAUACAGCAACGAAGUAUUACGGGCCUCAUUUGCAAUGUACUUAAUAUCUUAAUUAUCAAAGAAGGUGAAAAAAACUUGCCUCGUGCCGUUCUGUCCCCAGUCGUUCUCUGUCACGUCUUGGCGUCCGAGGGAGUCUGAGACAAGAAGGAAGGGGGUCGGGACGAGACUCCUCCUGCCUUUUACAGUCCCACAGUGCUUUGUGCUUAACAUAGUUAGAGAGGUUUUCUGUGUACUAGGAAGUAUUAUAAUAAAAUUACUCCUUUGGCCGUCAGUUUUUUUUUAAAGCGAAAGUCCGAGGAGAAACGGGUGUUUUCAUUUUCAGUAAAUGUGAGUAUGAUUUCAGGAUCUUUCUUUCUUCAAAGGGUUUAAACAAUUAAUAUCAUCACAUUUUCGGGUAAAGAAAUGGUUUCUUUUUUUGUGAGAGAGCUUUUAAUAGCAAUUAUUAUUCAUUCAAAAUAUUUCCCCAAUUCUUAUUGGCUAAAAGCACGCGCAUAAUUUACCAUAACCAGUUACUAAUGACCAAAUUUGGAAGAAUUUUGUGUUUAACGAGGAAACGACGUCAAAAAUGCAGCCUUCUACAGUUUAAAGCACCGUUAACCGAGAUGACCUAGGGACGAGAUUGAGUUGUUUUCGUUGUAAAAACUAAAAUGACAGACGCUUCACUCGUUUCAAGAGUAAGAACUGCAGCUGGAACUAGGCGAAAUAAUGGCUAAAACAUAGCAAAAACGGCAAGAAGACAACUCGGGGGGCGACAUCUGCUAUUUGGAGAAUGUUUGCGGAGCUGGACAAACCUAAACGUAAACUAUCGAAGAUAAACUUAACAUCGAUGCAGGUAAACUUUUUUUAGCUAUGUUUUUAAACUAGGAAUUAUUUUGAGUGAAUAAUAAAACAAUUAUUGAAUUCGGCUUUCGUAUCAUAUAUACCUAUAAUUAGGCGAGUUUUCGGUCCGUACUCUAAAUUACGUACCGAGUUUUUUUCCAUCGAUUUACUGCCCAAGCGCGAAGCGCGCGGGCCAUGAAUCGAUGGAAAAAAUCGAGGAUCCGUAAUUUACAGUACGGACCGUAAAAACGAGGCUAAUAAGAUGUUUAUUAUAUGGCUUCUUCCAGUUUCGGGGACCGGAAACAAGUGCAGGACGCGCGAUUUGACAAUCAUUUGACAGGCGUCAAGAAAGAAAGUUUUUAUUGGCUCACGAAAACAAUAGCACAGAACAAAGGGUUUCCGAGAAAGUGAAAACAAAUUCGCCAUAAAGUUUAUUUGGUCAAAACUAAGAGCGCUGUAAGUUUUAGCUCUUAAGUGUAACGCUUGAGUAUUUUGGAAACCGGGCGCUGUGUCUUUCUCGAAGUCGUUUCCAUCUUUCCUCCGUCGGUCCCUGUAAAAAACAAAACACUGCAAAAGGCACAGAAGCUUUUCAAGGUAAGUUUUUUGUUAUUGUCGAAGAUUCGCUCGUUAAUUUUUUUGGAAAAACCUCUCGAAUUUCUGCCAGUUCAUUCUCGUCUUCAAGGGGUUCAAGCGUGAUCUGCGUUAAAAUUUUCAAACGCGGACCAUCUUUUCUUCCACGGAAAGGUUACGAUUCAGUUUCUACAUCAGCUUCGUUCGCGUUCAAACAAAGCUAGGUUAAAAUCUGGAAAGGCAAAGUCAACAUCCCAGUCCUCAGGGUUUACAGACAUAGUUUAAGUAUAUUCGGUCAAAACUAAGAGCACUGUAAAAGUAAAAUUCACUCGCCAGGCAAUGUGACGCUGGAGUCUUUUGAAAACUGGACAUUGUGUCUGGCUCGCAGUCGCUUCUAUCUUUCUUUCGUUGGUCUUUGGAAAAACAAUGCAAAUGACAAAGAAGCUCGCCAACAUGAUCGGGUGCAGGCAUGUUUGUUAUCAUAUUUGUCGAAGGAAUUACUCAUUUUCUCUUAGGCAAAACAUCUCGAAUCUCUGCCAGUCGAUUUUCGUCUUCUUAACUGUGUACUACGAUAAAAUUUUCAAACACUGAUUAGAAUCCUCUUCGAUAAGAGUACGAGUUAGUUUCUUCAUCGCCUUCGUUCACAAAUAAACACACGGUUUAAAAUGUUGAGGGACAAAGUCAAAAUCUAAGUCCUCAAGGUUGAUAGACGUCUUGUGACUUAAUUUCAACCUUGUUUCCGAGGCAAAGAGAUUUAGAGCUCCGAAAUGAGCAUUUUCUUCGAAAUUUUGGUCCGUAUAGCAAGUUACGGACCGCAAAUUGACCAAUCGCAAGGCGAAAACAGACUCAGCCAUAUAACACCCUCCUCGAUCUCCACAAUUCUUCAUAAGAUACUCAGCCUCAUUCAUUAAUUGUUAACUAUAAAUAACGCUGGCAGAGAUAAUAGGGCCGUUUAUACGAGAGAAAAUAAGCCGCGGCUUACAUAAGAGGCGAACACGCCUUGUAAAUGGUACAAAAUCUACGUUCACGGCUUAUUCAACCCAAUGCCAGCUCAAGCCGCGGCUUAUCCUGGCCGAGGGGUUUUGGGAUGGGCUUAUCCAAGCCGCGGCUUACCUUGGACGUCAAACUGUUCGUAUAAAUGCACUCAAACGUUGUCCGCGGCUUGCUGAAGCCGUGAACGACUGCUGCGCAUGCUGUGUUUUCAAUUAUAUUCCAGACCUUCACGGCCGAGAGACGCGCGUUGCAGUGGCGGGAAAAUGAGUUUUGUUUACAUUUACAAAGUGGAAAAUAGCGGAUAGAGAAUCAUGUAAACAAAGAAAUGUGUGGAGUGCCCCAGAAGAAAAACAAAUCCUGCUCAUAUGCAGCCAGCUUGAGAUUGCGGGGACAUGUCUAUGAAACCACUCAACGGGUCGCUGUCGAAUCUUUUGUCGGGGUUUUCGCAUAAGUUUCCCAGUUUUCUUUGACCAAUUAAUUACCUGGGAACCCAACACCAAUCUUGACCAAAGAGACAGUUUAAAAUGAAAAAGAAAGUGAAAAAAAAAACAGCGAUUUUUAAGGGCCAAAGCCAGCCGUUUAGCUUUUUUGCUCGCCCGAGCCAUUGUUGCGAGAUGCAAACGCAAUUACCCCAAAACGAGGCACCAAAACAAACUACGUCAUCAUUGGACCGAUCUGGCCGCGAAUUAAGUCGUGAACCAUUUAUACGAGCAGUUCGCGUCUAAUAUAAGCUGUACUCGUAUAAAUGGUUCCUUUCGUGUCUUAUGUAAGCCGCGGCUUAUUUUCUCUCGUAUAGAUGACCCUAAUGUCUACUUAAAAAUCCUUAAAUUUUGGAAAAUCCUCAGUUUGGUAGGGUAAGUGGUUGUUGCUUAACUGUCCUAUUACAACCCUACACAAUAAUUAGUGAAAACAUACAGCAGUGAAAAAGCACGAAUUAAAUUUGAGGAAAUUUUAAUGGUUAUGGUUAAUCCGGUAAUUAGAUAGCUUGAUAUUUGCAAUGAUCCCUAUAAUUGUGAUAACUUCCAAGUACAUUUAACCUUUUUAACACCUGAUUAAUCUCUUGGCCAUGUUUCGCAUCCACGCGCUUCAUUUUAAUUUUCAUUAUUUCAUUUUGUCAGUAUUUUUUUAAGGACCUACGUUGUGUUUGUUCAACGCUUUCUAUUCAUCGAUUAUUGCUAUUUUUAUUGGGAUACCUAGCGUAGCCUGCGAACGGCAGACGUUCCUCCUCUCAUCGCUGCUGAGGGACGUUUAGCGAGGAGGAACGUCUGCGACGCAGCGACAGAAAUUCCAUACUGAUGACGUAAAUCAAUGUUUACAUCAUAAAUCCGGUAGUCAUGGGGUUCCAAAUGCAAAUUUGUUCAAUUUUACGUUUCUCCUGGUCGAUUUUGGAAAAGUGUUGUGUUCAUCUGCGAAUGAACUUCAGCAAAACUCAAAUGCUUCUUAUAGAGAAGACUAUAUUCCACACAUAUUGACUGUUUUGUUAGAGAUUCAAUGCAUUUACAUUUGACCUUUGCCGCCUUUUGUCUUUUGUCUGUCAUUCGUAAAUAAUAGCUAGAACAAUGAAACUACUCCGUCGACCAAUUAGCGCUUCUGACCGGAUUCCGGACAGAUUCUGCGUCAUCAGUAUGGAAUUUCCGUCGCUGAGUGGCAGACGUUCCUCCUCGCGAAACGUCCCUCAGCGGCGAUGAGCGAGGAGAAACUUCUACCGUUCGCAGGCUAACACAGCGGACGCCUCGGCGGAGCAGAGAGUCCUAAGGAUACAACAAAUAGCUAUGGAGGGCCUCAUCAGUAGUGGUGUCCCAGUUCAAGUUCAAUACAACGACAAUAAGAAAAAAAAAGAAGAAGUAAAAACAGAGCUAACUAUACAUCAGGUUGGCUACAACCACAGAGCGAUUACAAGUGGGUGGAUGUUAUACAGUACUUAUGAAAAACUAGGUAUGAACUUUUGGCUAAAUUAAUCAUGGAGAAUUAGCCGAAUUUUUGGGCAGCAAAAGAGGUUUGCGAAAUUAAUAAAUGGAUCAUGAUUAAAAUGCGCGGGAAACGUCUUUAAUUUUUGCUAACUGUGUUCAGGCAAUUACUAAUAAUGACGUCACGAUACCAUAAGGAGGCGUGUCGAUCUCCAUUCGGCAGUUUAUUAAGCCCAUGUUCUUUCAACGUAAAAUCUCCCACCUUUUAAGUCAAACGGUUCAUGUUAAAGUUAAAUUUUUGUAAUAGAAAUUACGAGUUCUUUAGGACUUCAUCAACAACGUACAUUACUUUUUUUUUACAAUGGCUCUCCCAAUCAUUCCGAUAUUAAAGCAGUCUUAGACAGAUUCAGUUAUAACGGUUAUUACGCAUGUUUUAUUUCCUGCCGCUUUCAUUGUCUAACAGUUGCUCCAGAUAACUGAUUCAAGGCGCGCAAUGUGCUGGUCAUGAGUGUACGACAUAACCAAUUCUACCCAAAUUCGAAAGAAACCCUUUCAUUUCAACCUUCAUUACAUUACAACUCCAAUGAAAAAAAUAGAAAGCGGCGUUUUUAAGAUUUAUUUCCGAGGGCACAAAGAGCACCAAGGACAUAUAGAGCAAAAUUUAAGUGGUGUUUUUUUUCUCAGACACACGCGUGGUGGUGAAGAAUGCGCGUUUUUUAUUCGAGUCUUGUAACAAUCACGCUUUCAAAGCACAAUUGUGCUAGUCAUAUUCGCUAUAACAAACUGCUUGAUUAUUCAAUGACUAGCUACCAUCAAAUUCAGGACUAGAUACUACAUAGAGGGUAGCUAAAUGUCGCGGGUCGUGGGUGUGGAUGCGGGUAAAAAAAAGUUUUCCAAAAGAUAUGUAUCUAUACAUAUAUUAAUAAAUCUACUUGGACUUAUGAGAGAUUUGAUCACGCGCGUAACAUUUCGUUUCUUAUGUAAAUCAUUUAUUAUCUUCACUACUAGGCAAACUUUGUCAAACACUGUAUUUACAAAAAGCGGUUUUUUUUUUCAGCCAUUUUGAAUUCUUUAGGGCUCAGCAAAUUAUUUUACUGUUCCAGAUGCAACAUAAAUUUAAUAUAAAAUUUACUAAUAAACAUGGCUCAAGCUUUUCUUUAGAAAAAAAAGACCACAUUAAAUACCUAGGUGUCUUAAUUGAUGAAAAACUGACUUGGAAAAACCAAAUAUCCAAUAUUUGGUCAAGAAUUUCCACAAAUACAGGGAUCUUUCUUCGGCUAAGGCGUUAUCUCUCUCUAAAACAGCUCAAGCAACUUCAUCAUACUUUAAUUUAUCCAUACAUAAACUAUGCCAUUAUUUCCUGGGGUAGUGCAUCUACAUCAAAUUUAAACAAAAUCCAGGUGAAGUAAAAUCAUAUUGUCCGUCUGAUCUUUUUUGCCACCUUGUAUGAGAAACACACUCAGAGUGCUCUUCCAUUAUUAAACCUGCUAGAUUUACUCUCUGUUGAAAACAUUUUUGCGUUUCAGUUGCUCAAUUUCUGCCAUCAAUGGCAUAAAAAGCAAUUUCCAGACAUUUUUGAUCAACACUUUCGCUACACCAGUGAUGUUCACUCAUACAAUACAAGAUACGCAUCAAAGGCCAAUUUCUGUAAAGAACACUUUAGGACUAAUGCUGGGAAACGAACUACAUCGGCUAUGGCUGUUAAAUUGUGGCAGGAAUUACCUAUUGAACUUAAACAUUUAAAACAUUUCGAUUUUCGUAAGAAAGUAAAGCAAUAUUUAUUAGUAAAGCAAAUCCGCUGUCACAGUUAAUAGUCGCAUACUACGGUGGCCCACAACUGUCAUAUCAAAUACAAAUUACUCACAUCAAAUACAAAAUCCUGACAUCAAAUACAAAUUACUUACAUCAAAAACAAAUUGCUCACAUCAAAUACAAAUUACGCACAUGAAAUACAAAAUCCUGACAUCAAACACAAAUUACUCACAUCAAACACAAAUUGCUCAAAUCAAAUACAAAUUGCUCACAUCAAAUACAAAUACAAAAUCCUAACAUCAAAAGCAAGAUUAUACGGUCAGCGGCCGCAGAACGAAACUAUGUCCAGUUUUCACUCGGCCUUGACCCGACCGCCAUUUUGUUCCUGCACAUGGUAUUGUCGUCGGGAUGUUUUGCAGCAACUGCGUAAGAAAUGUCGACAAUAGCAACUUUUGUAGCAACUGCGGGAAAGGUAAGUUAAAGCUGUAAACUAGUGGCGAACCGAACGACCAAUUAAGGUCUACGAAGAGUUCACUUUGUAACUCAAACCAGAGGGCUCGCUCAUUACACCACAGGUAGCCCAAGCUCGAAAUAUGAGCAUCGGCAUUGUUGCGUUACAUUCAAAAUAUAAGGAUUUGUAUGGGGAAAAAAACCUAUCCUUUCUGUAACCUACGAAAAUGAAAGGAUUUCAAUAAAAAACAGCUUACCUUACUUAAAAUGUAAAAUUUUGGUCCACGGGCCGAUUUAUGGCCGUUUUAUGGGUUUUUAUGUAAAUGGUUUUCUCUCUAUACCGUUGAAAGAUAGCGACACGGCCUGAGACUCAAAUUACUCACACUCGGGGUGGGAAACAGUCUCUUGCUCCCGCUGUUUUCUUUCUCGGGUAUUGGUGUCAACGGGAGCAAGAGACUGUCUCCCACCCCGAGUGUGAGUAAUUUGAGUCUCAGGCCGUGUCGCUAUCUUUCAACGGUAACGCGGAGUUCAAGUUGAGGUUCAGUCGAUAGCUUCUGACGGGAAAGGUUGCAGAAUUUGCGACCUUUGAUUCGCUCUCGGUGCAAAGGCGUCUUGAAGCAAGGUAACGAAUGGAAAGGAGAACUAACGUGUGUUCAGAAUUUGGAGGCGAUUGGAGCAGUUGGAGCGAAUUUACGGCCGUUUUCCUUCGGUGGAUCAGUCGAGCCGCUUCGCUGGAGUGCCCAACCUUGGUAAACCUUUUUAUUGAGAGAAAACCGUUUAAAUAAAAAACCAUAAAACGGCCAUAAAUCGGCCCGUGGACCACACAGGAGAGACCUAACACAUAUUUUAAAAAAGGUAAGCUGUUUUUUUUUUUAAAAUUCUUUCAUUUUCGUAGGUUACAGAAACGAUAGGUUUUUUUUCCCAUACAAAUCCUUUUAUUUUGAAUGUUACGCAACAAUGCCGAUGCUCGCCGAUGCUCAUGUUGCGAGCUUGGGCUACCUGUGGUGUAAUGAGCGAGCCCUCUGAUUUGAGUUACAAAGUGAACUUUUCGUAGACCUUAAUUGGUCGUUCGCCACUAGUUUACAGCUUUAACUUACCUUUCCCGCAGUUGCUACAAAAGUUGCUAUUGGCGACAUUUCUUACGCAGUUGCUGCAAAAUAUCCCGACGACAAUACCAUGUGCAGGAAUAAAAUGGUGGUCGGGUCGAGGCCGAGGCCGAGUGAAAACUGGAAAUAGUUUUUGCUCUCCGACCGCUGACCGUUUAAUAUUGCUUUUGAUGUCAGGAUUUUGUAUUUGAUGUAAGUAAUUUGUAUUUGAUGUGAGUAAUUUGUAUUUGAUGUGAGUAAUUUGUAUUUGAUGUCAGGAUUUUGUAUUUGAUGUGAGUAAUUUGUAUUUGAUGAGAGCAAUUUGUAUUUGAUGUCAGGAUUUUGUAUUUGAUGUGAGUAAUUUGUAUUUGAUGAGAGUAAUUUGUUUUUGAUGUGAGUAAUUUGUAUUUGAUGUCAGGAUUUUGUAUUUGAUGUGAGUUAUUUGUAUUUGACGCGAGUAAUUUGUAUUUGAUAUGACAGUUGUGGGCCACCGUAGCAUACAACUUCUUAUCUAGCUCUUGUACUUUCUGACCGCAUUUCAUUAUGUGUGUGUGUGUGUGUGUGUGUGUGUGUGUGUGUGUGUGUGUGUGUGUGUGUGUGUGUGUGUGUGUGUGUGUGUAUUGUAUGUGUCAUUGUUGGCGUGUUUUGCACAUGAUGUCUACAUAUUAAAUUGUAACAAUACAAGACUAGUAUCUAACUCGAAAACCUAAUGGUUUAUUUAGAUGCACGCUAGGCAUUUCCUUGCCUGUAAUGUAUUUUUAGUUUUCCUUUUAUUACACUGCAUGUAACUGACCGUUGAGACUAAAACUACCCUCUGUAACUAUUAUUAUUCUGAAGCGAAAUGUAAAUAAAGCUUGUUGUUGUUGUUUGUUGUUGUAGUUGCAGUGUGUGGUCAGAAACAACAUAACAGAAUAUCCAGAAACCGCGGCUAUCACAGAAUUUUGCCCCCAGGAUACUAACUGGAAAAAGAAUACUAAGCAAGAAUACUUUAGGAUACUAACUUGAACGUUGGAAAAUUUAUUUAGGUAUUUGCGACUCUUAUUCCAGAUCAGUUUGAUCUCAUUUGUAACUGAUUUGUAAAUUUGUAUCAUAGUUUUUGUAUUGAGAGGUGUCAUUUUUUUUUUUUGUAUUUGCUUCACAGAGCGAAGUUAGGAAUGGCCAAAUUUGCACGUCAAGGAGCCUCUCUGCUUUAUGCUCAGAUUAGAAAGUCCUACCGCGUUGAUCUUGACAUUCGAGGUGGGGAUUUGACAAAUUUUUUAGCCGGUUUUGGACUAGGUAGUGCAGGAACGGCUCUUUGGACUCACCAAAGCAAUUCGGCCCCUCAACCUGCAACAGAAAAUCCAGAUGUACCUAAAAAAGUUGAGGAUGCAGUAAGAAAUGCCUUGGAGAGAAACGAAGCUGAUAAGAUUGACCCUGAGCUGACCGGAAUUAAAAAAGGUUGCAUCGUAGUUGAACUUGAUUGCCACACAGAACAGAGUUUCCUGAGGUUCAUGAAAGACUUUGAGAAAGGAGAAAUAAAGCAUAAGUUAGAGAAGGAGUUUGGAAAAAUCGGAUUCAAAGAAGGAAUCGACGUAACUAUUACCAAUCGGGAUGAAGUUCAGCAGAAUGUCAAUGCAAUAAGGUAUCUUUUAUUAGCGCAUAUCAUUGAGACAUUUGUAAUUGAGUCAGUGAAUAGUGCACUGAAAAUUGAUCCGUGAUCAUGCAGGAUCAUGCAGGGUAUCAGAUAAAUUUGGUAAUGAUUCAUUUUACUCUCUGGUUAGCCGCGCACGCUCCAAACCUCGCGCAAUAUGCAAAUCUAUCUGGCCUGACCAGAUUUGCAAAACGCGAAUUAUCAACUUACUUAUCUUGGAGUAUAAAAAAACAUAAUGACUGUAAUCAUGCUAAUAUGUUUCCAGGACGUUUUUCUCCUGACUCUUAUACAGUCUUACUUUCCUCGAUCACUUGCCAUGUAGUUUUGAUAGUAUGUCAGCUUUCAUUUGCAUUGCAUUUUUAUUAUUUUUUAAAAUUACUAAACGAUGGUGAAAAAAACCUUGCCCCUUGCAAUUCUGGCCCCAGUCUUUCUCUGUCAGGCGCUGUAUGACCGAGAGAGUGUGAAAAAAAUGACGGAAGAGGGUCGGGACGAGACUUCUCUCGCCUUUCACAGUCAUACGGUGCUUUGCGCUAAACAUAAUCAGAGAGGAUCCUGGGUACGAGGAAGUGAAAUUACUUCUUCGGCCGUCACCUAUUUAAAGCUAAGAUCCGAGGAAACACCGCAGAUGUAAUAUUCAAUAAACGUGAGUAUGAUUUCAGAAUCUUUCUGCUUUGCCGACUACGACAUUGCUAGUCAGAGGCGCGCAUUUAUUGACAUUUUCGUGUUUCAGUUUAAACAAUUUUGCCCCUCUAGUCAUUUUUCUUGUGAUUGUGCUCUCAGUACCUAGAACUUUAUCGCUUGAACAUCUACAAAGAUACGUUAUCUGAAAAGAAUUGUUUUGAAACUACACAGUAACUUUAAAUUUAAUUACAGCAGCAAUUUACUUAUUCACUUAUUUUCUUAAGCUGCUUUGUCUUUUCAUCAGGAAUCCCUUUAAAUCUGUUAGUUUUUUUAUUUUUUAGCAAAUAUAGUCGUUUCGUUGUAAGUAGAAUUCUUCGUCACAAUUCGGAUCAUGGAAACAGGCGUUAAAUUCAAGCACAAACUGAACACGGCUUUUUUUUUUAUCGAAUUUCUAGUUGUUCGCUGCCCGAUAUCUCCGAUAAUAGGGACUUAAAGACACGGCGACUACGGACUAGGACUACGGUUAAACACUACUGCGCAUGAUCAGAACCAUGUGACGUUCAUUUUUCCCGCGUAAUAUUGCGGCUACGGUGAGUUGUUGAGCUGUUUCGCGUAGUCGCGACUACGGAGAACAUUUUGCUCGUAUUUUACAGUCUCGGUAAUUCUAGAAUCUCGUCUUUUCGUAAAAAAGUUUUCAAUUCAUCUGCUUUAAGUGAGAGGGAAGCGAAAUAUGUAAGUUGUGUCUAAUUUCUGCUCAGAUUUACGCUUUUAGUAUGCUCGAACGACUUGAAGUUGUGACUACAUUUUUAUCUAUUAAAAACUAAGCUUAUAUUUAAAUAAGCUUAGCUGUUUAUACGCAGAAUUCAGAUUGACGGCCGAGAACAGAAAUCAAGCAGGUAAUUUACUCUCUCUUCGCACUUGAAAAGUUUCAAUGUUUGUUAGUGUGUUUGUUCGCGCGAAUUGAGCAGUGUGUCUUUCUACUUGUGUAACCUUUGUUUAUGCGAGUUUUUAUAUCGCAUAUGCUGAAUGAAAAUGAUGUAAACAUCUUUUAGAUAAUCGAAACUCAAUCGGCAUUUCGAUACUUAAAACUACAUCAGUAAUCGGAGAAGUCCAUCCUCUAAAUCUAACAAAUGAGCUAUUACUAUUUCUGUUUUUUUUUUUUUAAUAUUUGAUAUAAGUAUUCAUGGGCAAACAAAACCUGUCAAACCAAAACUUUGUUCACCAAUUUCACACGAUGUAAUUGCUUCCCCCAACUAAGGAAGAAUUUGUUCAUUAUUCUAAAGGUAAGAUCACAUGCAAAAUACUUGCAUUUUUGUGAACUGAACAUGAAAACAAGAAAAUCUUUGCGUGUUGUUUCCCUCUCGGCCUCUUCUCUCGUAGUCUACUGUCUGUGGUGCAAUCUUAACGUUCCAUAUUUGCACGACUCAACCCACUGCUACAAACAAAGGACAACGCUCGUCCAGCCGUAGUUCGUAGUCCGUAGUCGCCGUAUCUUAAAGGGAUUGGUUCACCAUAAUGCGCAUGUGUGAGUUCUGACAGUAGCUGAUUGUUUUUAAACCAAUCGGAAGGGAGUUAGAUGCACGCAAGUAAAUUUACAAAAUUCAAAUUCAUUGUCAGCUACGCGAGAGUAUUUCCGGGCAUUUGCUUUGAUUUUACUUAUCUCUAUAAUUCAAGUUUAUUCUUUGCUACUCCUCAGAUAUAUGUUGCAGCCGAUAAGAAUAAGAUUUACUUCCCUGUCCUGCUUUGAAACAAAAACGUGUAUUUUUACGAGGUCGCACCCAUUCUAACAAAGCCGUCACCGAUCGGCAAACAAAAUUUGUAAACAAACAUUUUAUUACUGUUCUCUCAGUUCGCCUUAUAUAAACCCAGAAAUACCUACAAAUAGCACCUGACCGGUGACAAAAAGCACACAAGGUAUGAGUAUAAAGAUUAUCCUUAAUUGAGCAUAAAUUUCAAUUUCUUAUCAGCAAAUCAACAAAUUUAUUCGCGUUCCAUCGGGUCAGUAGUCCGCAAAACAAAUUUUAUUGAGAAGAACACAUAAAGAAACUAGAUUAUAAACAGAAUAUUCAGGCGAUAAUUUAUUUUAAAACAUCAAUUCUUAAACUAUACGAUCGUAAAGCAAAAAUACAAGGAACAUUUCAAGUGUACCAGAUCGGUGAAGAUCGCGCAGCCUGUUGAUAACUACUGGUCGCAGUCAAAAUUCAAAUCAAAGUUGAACGAACUCAUGCCUUUAACCACUUUCCAAGUGUCGUGUAUUCUUUUCGUAAGCCACAAACUACUCCUAGAACCAUACCAGAUCGAUCGGCUGAGCUUCUCUAUCUCCAAAGACUCUUGAAUUGAGAACGUCCUGUUGCCGGAAGGCCACGAUGGUCCUCUGAACCUCCAAGAUCAAAACAUUAUUUUUUGCGUUUUCUUAAAACGAACCAGUCAAACAACACAACCACACGUUAAUCACCACUACCGAAGUAUAACUAGGCCGGCCAAAGCGGCGGAUGUCGGAAUAAAGCGAAGGAUUGUCAAUGAUUGUACCGAUAAUGGAAAUUUCGUAUUUAGUGUUGACCCAACAAAUUUAUUCUGAAGAGACAAACGGCGCGCAUGCACAUAACCGUGAUCGCGUCCCUUUAAAGUCCCUAAUACUAAGCCAUCCUAUGGUCAGACCAAAAAAUCUGUUUUGCGAUGACACUGAGCUGAUCUAGGCUCGGUUCGGCUUAGACUUUAGAGGAUGUUAGCAUCGACAACGAGUACGAGUUCUAGAACGAGAUCAGCGAUUUUGUGUACUGGGCAUCCAUUCUGCGCAUCUCCACGUUUUCAAGUCGUCCUGUCAAGUUGCACUACGACGAGUUCUCACCAAAAACUCGAAGUGGGUAGAACGACUGGGAAGAGCUGGUUUUCAAAGGUAAAUUCCGAUCGUUUAAUGCAGUUUCUUUUCGUUUCUAGCCUCUCUUUAUCAUCUUGAACAUUCCUUAUAUUAUGUUUUAUGUAAAAUACUGCUUUUGAAGUCGAGGAAAAGCAACCGAACGCGAUAUUUCCUACACAGUUCUAUAAACUCGAACUCGGUGUUAUCGCUAACAGAGAAAGAUGAGAAAACGACUUCGAGUACGAGUACGGCUUGAAGUCGUUCUCGUACUCGUACUUGUUGUUGAUGCUAACAUCCUCUUUUGAGGUUGUUGCGGUAAAUCAAUGUUAAUGAAAGUUUGACACAUUAUUAUUCGAUCAUUAUACACGUCAUGAAGAUUUCAUUAUAGUGGCAUUUUUUAAGAAUUCUAUCGAGCCGUUCCUGCGAUAUAUUAAAAAGCGUUAACAACCAAGAUUUUGCACAAAGUUGCACUAUGAAUGGUGUUUAGGAAAAACGAUUUGUUUCUACGAGGACGUCCAGUAAUAUUUCCUAGCACGGAAAUAUGAUGUUAAACAGCAUUGUGAUGAACCGUAAUAGUAAUUUGAGUUGGAAUUUGCUUCUCGUUCAUUUAUCACGACUUUUAAAAAUACAUAGUUUUAAGUAUAUUUGCUUUUUAUUUAAAUUCAAGCAUUGAGAAUUUUUUUAUUCUCGUGGAGAUAAUUUGCCAAAUACCACACUUUAAAUACUGAUUUUCAUUGACAGGACUACUGAUGUUGCAAAUUUUUGUUUAUUGUUGUCAUGAUAAUAUCGACUUUAUUUGAAACAACAUUUUGACAAACAUGGCAGUAUCCAAAUUCAUUUAGUAGUGAAGAGUAGUUCGUGUAUAAGUAGCUAGGGCUUGUUCCUUGAUGUUUUGCAUAACAAUUUCUGCUACAACAACAGAGACUGGAGAGCGCAUAGCUAUACCUCUUUGGUUACGCUACAUUGGCGACACAUACACCGCUGUCGAUGCGACACCAAGAAGAAACAGACGGUUUUCACGAACGUCUAAAGAGACAGAACGCUGACAUACAGUUUACCAAGGAGAUUCGAGGAAAAUGGUAAAAUACCUCUUUUACGCUGCUUGGUCCCUCGCGACAACAACAGACUACGAACGACAAUUCACAGAAAACCGACACAUACCGACCGAUUACUAGAUCAGUCAUCCUACAACCCGACCUCUCACAAGGCUACAACUAUCACUAACUUUGAUGAGACGAGCGCAACUAGUUUGCGACUCGCCUGACAGCGUACAAGACGAGACUGACCACCUAAACAACGUUUUUAGUAAAAACAACUACAACACAGACUUUGUUAGACGGAACAGUCACUCAAAGAGAUAACCAGUUUACGACGACUACUUACUAAUGUCAAGGACAGACAGGGAGCACUGUAUACAAGAUCAAAUGCUGCUACUCUGCUACUGCCAGGCUACUAACAUUGAUAAAACCGGCAGAAACGAGCCACGAGAAAUUGUGACGUAAGCAAUCAUAUUCCUGAGCACCAUUACAGACGAAACAUCAAUUCGGCUGGACUACUAUCAACGACUCACUUUAGAAAGCUGGUUUACUAACUUAGAACAAACGCCACUGAAUCGUAGUCAACGGUUACCGGCACAGUACAAACGACUUAUCGACGGAAUCAAGCAAAAGUAACUACGAGAGAACGACUGGACAACUGAAAAUUUGACUAACAAUAAACGACUGUUUAACAGUGACAAUAGACGGAUCAGCACGCACCAAUGAGAUUACGAGUCUUCAAUAGCCAAUUAAUAACAUCACGGCUUAACUGACAGACGACCAAUGACAUCGCGACUUAAUUGACCAAUAAGGUCAAUAACCAGAGUCAAAUACCAUCAACUGACGUGAUACAACUCACUUCGACUCUGAAGAUGACUACAGCACAGGUUGGCGCAACGUCAGUCACGGUCAACAACAGCAGUCCUAUUCAGGACCACGUUCACCCGGACGAUCAUACUUAAACCUACUUAUGAAACGACUCCUGGGUUCAAACCUUUUACAGUAAUAAUCAAAUUUUCUAAGUCAGCUAAAGAGCAUUUGGUUCAUAAGUCUGAAGAAGGCUGCGUGAAGCUAAUAUCAAAUUGAAUCCGAAGAAAUGUUUUUUUGUCAAACAAAAGGUAGAAUAUCUUGGUCACGUUGUAACCCCUGAAGGUGUAAGUCCUAACCUAGAGAAGGUGCAUGUCGUGCAAGAAUUUCCUACUCCAACUAACUUGAAGGAACUUAGAAAUUUCUUGGGUCUUAAGAAUUAUUAUAGGCGUUUUGUCAAGGGGUUUUUCUCAAAUAGGCACUCCCCUAAAUGCAUUGAUGACUAAGAGAGGGUCUCCUUUAAUUGGACUAAGGAAUGUGCUGUCGCUUUUGACAAGCUGAGAAGCGUGCCUUAGUUUCCGCUUCUAAUUUAGCUCAUCCAAACUUUAAGUCGGUUGUACUUCUAGUCUACGUCUAGCUAAUUCUUAGCUAAAACUGUGGGCCCUAAAACAUUACAGAUACGACACACCUUGCAAAAUAUUCCUCCGCCUGUUUCCUAGACGUAUAAUCAGGAGGUUUGCAGUUCCCAUACGUGUUUUGUGUUCAAUGUAAAACUCAUUUCGUUUUUAGGUAUAUAUACAGGUACUCAAAGUUGAUUAAUAAAACUCCCUGAUGAAGUGUAGGCUAGACACCAAAACACGUAGGAGACGAUAAAACCAUUUUACCACUCAAGGAGUUCGCAGAAGUGCUGCUCACUGGUUUAUCAAAUUUAAAAAAUGUUUUGCUUUUGUCGCCUUUUUGAGACUGUUUGAGAUCCAAGAUACUUUAAAGGGACUGGUUCACGAUAAUGCGCAUGUGUGAGUUCUGACAGUAGCUGAUUGUUUUUCAACCAAUCGGAAGCGAGUUAGAUGCACGCAAGUAAAUUUACAAAAUUCAAAUUAAUUGUUCGCGACGCGAGAGUAUUUCCGGGCAUUUGGUUUGAUUUUAUUUAUCCCCAUAAUUCAAGUCUAUUCUUUGCUACUUCUUAGAUAUAUGUUGCAGCCGAUAACAAUAAAAUUUACAGCCCUGUCCUGCUUUGAAACAAACAUUUACCAACGUGUAUUUUUACGAGGUCGUACCCACGCUAACAAAGCAUUCACCGAUCGGCAAACAAAAUUUGUAAACAAACAUCUUAUUACUGUUCUCUCAGUUCGCCUUAUAUAAUCCCAGAAAUACCUACAAAUAGCACCUGACCGGUGACAAAAACACACAACGUAUGAGUAUAAAGAUUAUCCUUAAUUGAGCAUAAAUUUCAAUUGCUUAUCAGCAAAUGAACAAAUUCAUUCGAGUUGCAUUGGGUCAGUGUUCCGCAAAACAAAUGUUAUCGAGUAGCACACAUAAAGAAACUAGAUUAUGAACAGAAUAUUCAGGCAAUAAUUUAUUUUAAAAACAUCAAUUCUUAAACAUAUAUAUACGAUCGUAAAGCAAAGAUACAAGGAACAUUUCAAGUGUACCAGAUCGGUGAAGAUCGCGCGGCCUCUUGCGGUAUAACUACAGGUCGGGGUCAAAAAUCAAAUCAAAGUUGAACGAACUCAUGCCUUUAACCACUUUCCAAGUGUCGUGUAUUCUUUUCGUAAGCCACACACUACUCCUAGAACCAUACCAGAUCGAUAGGCUAAGCUUUUCUAUCUCCAAAGACUCUUGAGAACGUCCUGUUGCCGGACGGCCACGAUGCUCUUCUGAACCUCCAUGAUCAAAACAUUAUUUUUUGCGUCUUCUCAAAACGUAACCAGUCAAACGACAAAACCACACGUUAAUCACCACUACCGAAGUAUACCUAGACCAGCCAAAGCGACGGAUGUCCGAAUAAAACGAAGGAUUUUCAAUGAUUGUACCGGUAAUGGCGAUUUCGAAUUUAGUGUUGACCCAACAAAGUUAUUCUGAAGAGACAAACGGCGCGCAUGCGCAUUAUCGUGAACCAGUCCCUUUAAGCCAGAUUUCCCAUCUGACCAACAAAACGUUGGUAGGUUAUUCAGAUUUGCCUACUGUUCGUUUCUUCACAUUUGUCUGCGAAAUGUUUUAUUGAUCCUUCAUCAUGAUUGAAAUUGACUAAAUUGUCUAUUGACAUGUUAUUGUUAGCGCUUGAGAUAGCCGAUAGCCUGAGUAUCAGGCGUUUCUGGCGAAAAGGGGAAAGAUGGAAGCCAAAAAGGGAAAAUCUCCUCUCCCCUAGCCCCUUAGGAAGGCCUGAUAGCCGAUAAUGAUAGUUUUUGCGUCGUGGACCAUUUGACGCCCCUUAAAUUUGAUAUGUCGGGUAAAUGUUUUUUCAGGGCCUGUUCAACACACAAACCUUGCUUUAAUAAACUGUCCGAAUUCAAGGCAGGUAGUGUCUUUAAAAGCAUUAUAGAUAGCUGGUGUUUUUUGUAGUGAAGUGGGUUUCCUUUGUCCUAAAACUGUCUUAAAGACGGUUUCUAGCUUGCGGAAUUGAAAUUGGGUUUUGUUUGGAAUCAGGAUCUGAAAAUUUCUUUUUCGCGGAACCACCAACUCGCUCUGAAUUGUGACCAUAUCCAUCCAUUGGUUCAUCUUAGAGGUAGAUAUUUCCUUUCUACAGCUUCUGGAUCGUUAGCUUUAAGUAGCGGCGAGUUAGAUGUUUCUCCAUUGGCAAUUAUAGCCUUCACUGCAACGUCAGUUUUGUCGGACGGAUUUUUAAAAGACUAGCUUUGGUACCUGUCACCAGAGACUAAUGGUAUAUCACUUUAAUCCACUUUUUUCAACUCAUGCUAUUUCCAAUGUUCAGUGGGAUUCGAACUCAGAUGAUCCCACUCCACUGGAGUUGCAUCAUGAGGUACUGUCCACCCCACCGCCUAUUAGGAUUAACCGUACCGUGAUUGAUAACUUUGAUGAGCUUUUUCAGCUUUACAAUAGCCAGCUUAUUAGUGACACUUUGCAAAAGGCAGACAAUCUGAUUGACCAGAUAGAAGAGACUACUAAAUCCACUUACGCCAAGUACCUUGCUUUCAUUGCACUUGGUCUGUCAAUGGUCAAUUUCAUUGUCUUCUGUUGUUUGUCGAUGCAUCUUUAGGGUAUUUGUACGUCGAUCCGCACGUACGCCUCCGCCUCCCUUAAUACCAGCACCUGUUUCUAACAAACGCUAGUGCAAGGUAUGGAGUUUAGGUUUUUCUCGCGGGUCGAGGGUUGAAUGUAGAGGGUCGAGGAAAAAAAAACAUUCCUUGCGAAUUUUAUAGGCAAUUUUCAUUUCGGAACCCUUUGUUGCUGAUACAAAGCCUUUGAGUAGAACGCAAAAUUUGACCUAGUCACGCGGGAGAUGAGCUGUCACAAUACAUAUUUUUCAGUAACAACAGUGCAAAGCUCUACUGACUCAACAAACGCACCUACUUAUUUAUUUUUACGCUUAGCGAUCAGUGGAGCCUAAGUUCAGCUUAGUGCGGGACGAGUAUUUGGUAAGAUAAGAGUGCUUGCAAUUGAAUAAACGAAUUUUGAUAACGUGCUAGAACAGGGGGUUUCCUAUUGUACUAAAAACAGGAAACCCCGCGUUCUCGAGUAGUGAGUUGGGAUGAGGGAAUCGUAAGGGAAAAGUAGCCGGAUACAGGGAUUCAGUUUUGUCGUGACCAGAUUUUUUAUUUAAUUAACCAGCACUGACUGAAAAAAAUGACUCUUGUGCAGACCGCCUUUGUAGUAUAGGCCGGGAGCUUGGGACGUUUUGCUAACCCAGUGGACAGAAAAAGUUUGACGAUGGAUUUUGAUAGAUUAAAGCACUCGCUUUUUGGCUAGGUAGUUCGUAGUUUCAAAUUGUGGUAUACGUUUUCAGUUAUAGCUCUGUUUUUUAAAAGUCGGCAACAGUGAACUCUCUGUUAAAAAGUGCUCACUACUGCCUUUUUGGUGCUUUAGAGGCUGAUUAUCUUCAAAUUUCAGAUUUUAAUCUGUAUGCUUUUUUUUCCUGUACGCUUAGUUAUUGAUAACUGGUUCCAUAAGCUGACCCUAAGCUCUUACAGUUGCGUAGGGUGUAGUCUCCAACGCAACGGCUUUUUGUCUUUUUUUUUGUACUCUCUCAAUUUGACGAUUUGUCAUUUCCGGCUGUUUCAUUUCGGCUUUUGAUUUCUUUCCCCUCCCCCCAAUCCGGCGACAUCCAAGUGAUAUUUUCUGUGUCCGUGGAACUGAGGUGGUCUGUGAAUUCUGAAAGAGCUUAAUUUUCAAGACGGCGAAGAUCUUAUCAGAGUAAGCUCUUCGAUGAACAUAAUGGGUAAGUGCGCAGUAGUUAAUUCCUCCUGAUCGAAAGCUUCCAUGUGGAGAUGGCAGACAAAAGGAGACGAAAGAGACCCUCACUUAGCCGGGCGCGAAAAGCAUUUGGUGGUAAUACUUUUCUCGGACUACAAAGCACUGUAACGUGCACUGUGGGGAAAUUUUUAGUACUUUCAAUUCAACUUCAUUUCCCGUGUUACUUUUUAAUAGUUUGGUUCUAAUUAUUCUUAUGCCCGUAGCCUGCGCAAUGCUUUGCUUGUUAUUUUAGUCGACGUAUUCACCUGGCCAGUUUGUCAAGGGUACCCAACGUCAAUUUUCGGAAAAUAUCUGUUCGGAAGACGAUUUGAGAUCUAGAAUUUUUGGAACAUUUUUUUGUAAAAUUCCUUGCUUGCCUACCUCUCCUAGGAUUUUCGAAAACUGGCUGAAACUUUCGAAAAGGUAAGUUUUGAUCCCUAUAAUUUUCGGAUCACUAGACCCUCAGCUAGGAAAUCUGAACAGGUGAAAAAUUUUUAGGGGAUAAAACAAGUAUGCCUAUAUCUACCUUUUAAAUACUAAAAUACGUUUAACAAUGCUAUGUUAAAGUGGUUUUGAACCAUAUUCUCGUUGGGUGCCCCUGGUUUGUACUGUAACGGGCAAUGCAUUUUUUAAUUUGAUAUCCUUAAUGUUAUGUUUAAUCUUUUUUAAUGUUAGAAUAUUUAUUUUAACAUUUUGUUGUCAAGAAUUUAUUUUAAUCAAUUUGAAUUGAACCAUAAUGUGCUCCCUGAACUUCCUAGUUUUUUCACUUCAGAUUUCCAAGGGUUCCUUAAGAUUACUGGAUGAUGGGUACACCAAUCUGUUAUCUAGUCUAAAGAUCUAUUCGCCGAUGUUAUUACUAGCCCCGAAAGAGAAAGUGAGCUACAGGAAUCUCCAUAGAACAAUUACAUCUAUUCCGGUUAUUUAACCGUCAAACAGUCUGGAAAUGUCUUUUAUGUGGCGAAAAAACACCAUGUCAGAACAACAAAUGCAAUAAAUUUUCGUCUUGCUGAUGAAGCAACAUACUUCAUGUAAAUUAGUUCGUCCUUUCUUGUUGUUGUUGUUGUUGUUUUUUUUCGUUGUAUUUCUUUUGAUUUUACCUGCUACCUAGAACCUAAAUUGUUCAGGGAGUUAACAAAAAAACCAACUGGUUUAUUUAGCUUCCUCGCUUGCACAUUUUUUUUUCAUUAAAUUUAAUUAAUCUUCUAUUGUAAGUAAAUUUACUAGAUUGUAGUCAGGUUCAUGUAAUCAACCAUCUACAUCGACAGGAGCGUAAUAAAAUCAUUCUAUUCUAAAACAAAAAACAAACAACAACAACAACAAAAAAGUGUCCUACAGAAGGGCAACGAUUACUUACCCUUUUCUCGAAUAGUUAUUUCUCAACGCUGUCUCUUUCAAAGUGAUACUUCGGAAUACCUUUUUGUGCCGUAAAAACGAGUUAAUAAAAAAAAAAACGUUUUUUUAAAUUUUAUUUUACAUAAACGUACAUGAGAUAGCUCAAAGAGUACUUUGAUUAUGACCAGUUAAUUUUAACUUGCAGUGAAAUAGGCCAGGGACAUAGAGAAGGUUUAUAUUGAACACCCUGCGUGUGCAGGGUUCUAUAUAGGUUUUAUCGUUUGGGGGAGAAGUCCUUCGAUCACAAGCUUCCUGGGGGGGGUCCAGGGCAUCCCCCCGGAAAUGUUAUGAAAUAUGCGCUGAGAUACAAUCUGGUGCACUUUAAGGCAAUUUUUAGAAAUUUUAUUUUUUAGUCGCGAUCACGUUCUGACAAUGUUACAAUACUCCAUGUUCCUUGUCAUAGGGUGUCCUUAGAAAGGGAAUACUUACUUCUUGCACACUGAACUCGUCGCGUCUGGAUGAUUUUUUCGAUAUAGUUACUUAUGUACUGUAAUGAUAACUUUAUUUUUGGGGGGAAGCUGGGCGUUUUGGCGGGGAAGUUUCUACCUCUCAAAUACCCUAGAUAGAACCCUGGUGAGAAGUGUACGUCCCAGAACCAGACCCUUUGAAUGUGCGUGGCUUGUGUUUCCCCACUGCACACAGAAUAUCCAGGACGUUGAUGCCAAACCCUAUUUCUUCCCGAUGCUCUUUCUUUGCCAGUCUCCAGCAACUUAAGGUCUGCAUUAAAAAUAUGUCCGGAAUCUUGCAAUAUCUUUCGCUGGGUUACUUACAACACCUGAAAAGUAUAUCUUUGUGAAUGAACAAUUAUCAGUGAAGUUUUCAUACGCUUAAUUAUAGCUACGGUCACGCGAUCAAACAUUCACUUCAUUAGAAAAUCCUUGGACAUGUUUUGUCUAUAUGCCGAAAUUUUCAAUAGAAUGUACUUUUGAGGUUGUUGAGGAUAACCAUACAUGUACAUACACCUAACUGCAAUAACGUUGUCAUAGACAAAAAAAAAACAAAAUUAAAAACAAAAACCUGAAUAGAAAUAACUUGCGCACACUUAGUUCAUUCAGGGAUGAAUGAAUGAAGUAGAAAUAUCUUUGCAGUGGCAAAUUUACCUCCCUUUACUCCCUAAGUAUUAUUCUCUACUGCACGUUCGUGGCUAUUUAAUUCCUAAUUGUUUUUGGUUUUUGCUUUCCUUCUUAUUUUGAAAUGAAUGUACUCGAAGCGUUCAAUAUGAAGCUUUAUAGCGGAGCUCCACGUGCGCGCGCUUUUAAGGGUAGCCCCAUACCUAAGAAAAUGUGGUAAUCUACCGAUCCGAUAAUUUUUGGUAAUCACGUGACCGUACGCACGUUCGCCCGCCGUCCUAAAUUUCGACUCAGUUCCAUCCUCUUUGAUAAAUCUACUGGCAACAUCUUGCCAAAAAAAUUAGUUCAAAUUUCAGUCUUACCUGGGUUAUUUUCCAUGGUUUUCAAUCACCCAAGCUAAAAAGAACUGAGUGCGCAGAGACAGUUAACAAAGUAAGAAUGUGAGUGGGUGUGCAACAAUGGCUAAAUUGCAGUUUUCUCUGUGUUCGAUCCUUUAGGUUGAAAGAUGCAGACUGUCUGAUUGAAUGUCUGGAUGAAAAAGAUGAAGUUAAAUUCAGAGGUACAGGAUUCUAUUAUGGUGAUGGAUGGGUCAUGAUAGUGGCCGAUAACGUCCAAGAUGACGACAAAGAUGACGAAACGUUUCGCUCUUAUCUUUCUGAAGGGAAGUUCCGCGUUUUGUUUUAUGUCAAGGAUAAGAAACAGCAGAAGGAACCAUAUACGUUUUGUCAACGUAAGCGGAUGGCGUUUGUUCACCAUUUAAACCCAGCAGAUGAUAACGAUUUUAAGAACAAGGAUAUUUGGAUGGUGAGGCUGGGCGUUCAGUAUGAGCGAAGGGGAGAUCAAGAUGACUUCAAUGAUUGGGAAAAGCAGGAAAAAGAAAAGCUUAACGAGAUUUUUCCUGGUCAUUUUGGGUUUGCUCAGAUGGCCGCAGCAGACCCUAAAGAAGAAGAUGAUGUGUACGUUGUUGAUAAUGCUGAUGAUAAGAAAACCAAGUUGGUUAAAGAAAUGAAAAUAAGGGCCAUAACUAAAGGUAAGCAAGCUAAGACCACCACUUCUAAAAGAAGUAAACCCGGCGACAAGCGCACCAUUUUAUUGAUCGAUUAUCUCGCCCAUCGAUUAUCGAUUUAUCGAUUAUCUCGUUUUGCACAUUUACAGCUUUGUCAAGAAAAGGAGGAUUACUUCUUUUUGAAAUGUGAUGUGAUCAACAUGUCACGACCACGGGACAAAGAAAAAAUCUGAGUCCCCGACGUCAUGAAUUGAACCUAUGCCUUCCGUACACCGGUCGGAUGCUCUAACCACUGAGCUACGAAGGACUCAUGGCGAGCUGGGCCAUAUCUUUGAGAAGGUUUAUGUAUGACGUGCGUCCUGCGUACUGCUAGGAACAGCAAUGUCGAAAUCCUCAUGUGUGCGACAAAAUGAAAGAUGGUUUCUGCCUUGUUUUUUUCAUUUUCUUUUUUAAUGAAGACCAGUAAUCUUGAACAUUAAAACGUAACACACCAUUUUUACACCCAUUACACACGAAAUUAGACUAUAGAUUAGCCUGCGUGGCAGGCGCAAAAAGGGGAGGGAGAGGGGGAGGGAGAAAAGCACGAAAGAGGGGAAAGGGAAGGGAGCCUUCCCCUCCCUCCCCUACCUCCCUUCCUUUUUCCCUCUUUCCCUAUCCCCUACCCUUUUCGACGCCUGCUACGCACGCUAACUAUAGAUAAGAUUACACAAAAAGGAGUAAAAAAUACUAAGAAAGAACGAGUCAUUCGUGGGAUAUUUCACGGUAUGCCACUUGCAUAACUAGUAUUUAGAAUAAAGUUCAGAUAAUAUUUAUAUAUAACAAAGUUUAAAUAAUUAUAACGCGCACUCUGAUUGGCUGAAACAGCAUGCUUUAUGAGAGUAUAAAACAAGGAGGUAAAGCUGUCACGCCAUCUACCAAUAGUUUGUUUUGAAAAUUAGAAGGCAAUGGGUGGGGAAUUUAACGGAUUCUUCGCCAUAAAACAAAUUAAGAAGUCUUGACAGUUUUAAUGUAAAGCACUUAGGAAGCGGCCAGAUCACUUAAGAAGAAGGGAGAAAGCCCGACUACGACUCGUGUUUUCCCCUGCACUUCUUUUCGUGCUCUGGUCGCUUCCUAGUUGCCUCUAGCAUCUAGAAAAUAGUUACCGACAGCUGAAGCCAAGCUUUCUUUAAUUUUACGUUUUUAACUUUUCGUGUUCUUCACCGCCGCCACAACAUGAAAUACAGCUGCUAUCAAGCUUCUUCUGUUAUUCAAAGCUGGCCGCCCUAAGGGGUACCUUUUUUCACGAGGCUUCAGGUAUAUGAAAGGCUAGGAAUUUCACUAGCUGAAGUAUAUAAAAAGGGUAGUGAAUCUGUCAUUUCGGUGAUAAAAAGGCCCGAAACAAACGGGUCAACAGAUACAUUUUAUGGCUGUGAAAAAGUCGAGAAAAUUUCUUGUUUUGUGGCUUAUUCAUAUUUUAAAGACAGUGAAUUUACAGCAGUUAAAAGGAAUGGAAAGUUCUAAACUAGGUAUAUGAAAUGAGUACCAAUUGUCAAGAGAAGGUACACUAUACGAAAGGGUAACCUUUUCUCUAAAAAAUGGUAUGCAAAAGGUAAGAGGUUGGACUUCUGGGCGGAGCCUCCCUGUAUAAAACUUUGUUGAGUACCCCCAACCGGUUGGUUUAGUAAAGCAUCGCUUAAAGUCAAUGAAACCCUUUUUGUCCCUAUUCCUUCACUCAUUCAACAAGGAUCGGGAAUUAACUGUGAUUAUCAUGAUUCAUGAUGGAAUCAUGAUGAUGAUCGUGAUUCCACCUAUGCGGCAACAUCACCUGCCUACAUUACGUUUGUCCCUGACCUUACUUUUUCAACAUCACCCAUAUAAAGACUGGUUAAUUGACUGAUGGAUGGCUAGAUUGAUUUAUUAUCCUUAAUUGAUUAAUAGGAACAGAUAAAAUACCAGUGCUUCACCUAGCGAAGAAGGCAGGUGCAUCAGGAUGCUCAGUAAUGUUAGGCGGAAAAUGCCAGCUAGUGGGGUUUCAUGUUUCUGACGAUGAAGAUGGUGAAGCCGAGGCUGUGGCGCUGCCGUGGAAAAAUGGCAUUCAACCUUAUAUACAGAAAGGAGUAGACAUCGUUAUAAAUGUAGGAGCAUAUCUGGCAUGCAAAAGCGUAGCAGCAAUUCCAAACGUACCUGAUCUUUUGAAAAAAUCAGCAAUGGAUCAAGUAGAAAACGAAAAGAAAAACCUAGAUUCGACAGCCAAAAAGUAUCGGUUAACCAUUUAUUUGAAAAAUGGUGAGGUUUUUAAGGGACUGCCCUAGAAUGAUAUGGUUCACAAACGUGACUCACGGUAUAAGAUAAUGACUCAGUUUUGUUUUUAAUUAAUUAAGUUGUGGUCAGAAAAGCGUUGCCCACGAAAAAAAAUUCAUUAUUCUGUUGCCCCUCAUUCUCGGUGAUGCGGUAAAAGGUAGUUAUUAUUUCAAAAUGAGGUAUGCAGUUAAUGGC
Messenger RNA from Porites lobata, 26257 nucleotides. The record is from the annotation of a GenBank genome assembly. NCBI's taxonomy places the organism in Eukaryota, Metazoa, Cnidaria, Anthozoa, Scleractinia, Poritidae.